Messenger RNA from Closterium sp. Yama58-4, 3168 nucleotides. NCBI's taxonomy places the organism in Eukaryota, Viridiplantae, Streptophyta, Zygnematophyceae, Desmidiales, Closteriaceae. The record is from the annotation of a GenBank genome assembly.
AUGGCGGGCAUGUGGUAUUCGGGCGAGGGCGUGCGCGACUUCAAGCGCAUCAGCACGUCCAACGACCUCUGCUCGCUCUUCCCCGACGCCCUCGCUGACCAGCAGGACCACGCCUGGCGCUCCCUCUCGCCCCGCGAGGCACAGGCUGCCACGGACAGAGAGGCCACUGUGGGGCGCGAUGUGGUGCGGUUGAGAGGGGUGGAGGAGGGGGAAGGGGGCGUGGGGGGAGUGGAUGGGCGGAAGGGAGGUGCGGGAGGGGGGAGGAAGGGGAGUGGGGUGGGGAAGGAGAGGUAUGGUGGGAGGGUGGAGCGGAGGGAGGAGGAGGAGGAGGGGGAUUGGAGGGACGGCGGUCGAGUGGGGUAUUCAGCCGACGACGGGGAGGAGGGAGAAGAGAGGGGGACCCACAUGGGCAAGCGGCGACGCCUCCUAUCCGCAUCGGAGCACAAAACCACCAAACCCCACAACCCUGUCCCCGCCCACUCUAAACCCAAGCCUUCAUCCACCCAAUCACCACCAGCCACACCCCAGCAGCAGCAGCAACAGAGUGCAUCACCCAUGGCCAUGGCGCUGUGGGGGUUUGAGAACGCGGCUGUGGGGUUCACGGACGAGUUUGACGAGGAGCUGCACGACAUCACGGACAUCAAGCGCCGGGAGAACCGCGUGUACGGCCGCUUCGAGAGCCCCCAUGCUGUUGCGCGCUACCUCAACCUCAGCGACGCUGCGAGCAGAGCGCGGCUGGCAAAGGGGCCGGCGGGAGGGCGCGUGGAGAAGGUGGGGUAUGUGCCGCGGCAUGGCACCUACAUGGGGGACUUCGGCGAGGCUGUGGUGCCGCUCAUGCAGGCUGCUGUGCACCUGGUGCGAGCGCCACCGUCAGACCCAUCCAAGGACACGAGGGGGGAGGGGCGCGUGGUGUUCUUCCCGGGGGAGCGCGAGGUGCGCAGCGCAUGGACGGCUGACAUGGCGCGCAUCCUCUUCGGCCCCAAGGCGCAGCUGCUGCUGGGCCACUCGCCCGGGCUCAAGGUAGGCUCAGCUGCUGCUGGGGCACUCGCCCGGGCUCAAGGUGUUGGUGCUGGACCAAAGGACAGGGUAGUGUGCACUACCGUCUCCCUCGCUCCGCCACCUCCCAUCAACCCACAAUGCAGCUAUCUUCUCCUUUUGUUCUCCACUGUUCUCGCAUCCCCUGUGCCCGCCCAGGUCCUCCGCACCCCGAGGAGCAUGACGUGGCGGGAGACGGUGUUGGGGCAUGAGGUGGUGGGAGACAGUGUUGGGGGGGGAACAGGUUUAGUGCCCCCUGCGCCGCGGCGCAUGCGCUGGCAGGUGACGGUGCUGGAGCGCGAGCGAGGGCGGUCGGUGAUGAACGGGCAGGAGGUGGCGCGCGUGGCGCACGCGCUCUUCCCCGAGAUGCCGCUGCUCAUCGCCCGCGUUGGCAAGGCGUCUGCCUUCGACCAUGCUCUGCUGCUCAAGAAUACCCUAGUGCUGAUAUCGCUGCACGGCACGCCGCUCACCACGGCGCUGUUCAUGCCGCGGGGCUCAGUGGUCGUGGAGCUGUUCCCCUACAAGUUCCUCAGCACGCUCUACAAGAAGAUCGCCAUGCGCUCCGGUGUGCACUACCUCGCAUGGCGCAACAUCCACGACAUCAGCGCGUUUUUCCGCAACUCCUGCAUGAAGGACGGAGGGUUCACGCACCUGCCCGAGGAGCAGUGCUGGAACAUUCACGAGUGUGUGGCCUGUGCGCGUGAUCAGAGCAUUACCAGAGUAGACCGGAGGGAGUUCAAGGAGGUGAUGGCCAAUGCGAGAAUGCUUGUCAGAACGCUGGUCCCCGGCUCCCUGCGGCUUGGUUUUGCUGUCAACACCAUGGAUACUAGCGACGCCGAGGGAGACGCGGCAGAUCCCGACGAUAGGCCGACAUGUAGCAAACCCCCUGCGACUGGGCUUCAGUUUCUUCGCGCCGUGCGUGAAGAUAAUGUUCGCGAUGAAGAGCAGUUGGGCGACGGCGGUACCGAAUGGAUGCGCCGUCCUCGCAAGGAAUGUGGCGGCAUGGAAGGUGCGAACGACGAGUGGUGUCCUACUCUCCGCCCGAUGAAUGACGAUGCUGAGUCUGACGGUGUUGAGGAGUGGAUCACCUCGCCGCGGAAGGAGGUUGCUGCAGAGCCGACAGAAACGGUUGCAACGCAGUUUGUCGAUGCGGCCACUCCUGAGUCAACCGGCUCAGUCGCUAUGAAGAAGCGACGAUUUACGCAACAGGUUUUGCAGUGGGGAACACCGCCGCCGAAGCCCGUCGCUCCACCUCCCCGUGCUGCCCCACCCCCCAUCCGUCCCCUUACAGACGAGGAGAAGAAGGAGAAGGCGUACCUGAAGGCGCAGAAGAGCUACACAUCUGAUUGGCUGCCGAAGUUCGACUGGCUGAUUCUGGACAAGACGCCAGAGGGUGACCCGUGCCUGCGCUGCAGUGUCUGCAUGGAGCACGGGAAGGACAACGCGCGUUACGGUCGCAAUGGCGCUGGCGGUCGUGAUCUGCAGAUCGGGUCGAUGCGGUGGCACGAGAACAGCGCGAAGCACGAGGACGCCAUGAACAAGCAGGCUAACCUUCUGCAGAAGAUCGUUGACCAGAAGAAAAUUGAAGACUUCGCGAAGGGAGAUCCGGAAGGCUGUCGCGUCGCGGUACUCAUGCGCGCCAUGCGAUUUGUGUGUCGUACUGACACACCCAUCCACAUGUACCCACAGAUCGUGCAGCUUCUCGCAGAGGAGGGUGUCGCCAACAUACCGCGACAAAGCUAUGGAGUCUACAUCACGCACGAAGCACUUGCUGUGAAGGAGACUGCCGAAGCCGAUCAGUUCAAAGAUUUCCGGAUGGUGGACAAGGCCGUCCGUGCAGUUGGCGAGAUCGUGGAGGUGACCCAAGUCACAGAAGAGGUGGACUGGGUGGUGUCACUCAUUGAGCACCGCUACAUCGACUACGACGGUGGAUUCGGGGCGGGUCUGAGCCCCAACUUGUCUCCGUUCAUGGCACGUGUGAAGAAAGGGGACAAGAAGGUGAAGGUGGACGGCGUGGACGCUAGCGGCAGACCCGUCAAGCACACCUUCGAGCUCAGCGAGGUGCCAGACAAAAAACACAAGUUCGGCGGCUCGCUAGCAGAUUGCGUGAAGCUGGGCAAGGCCUUCGCCUGA